GUGAGAGGAAAUGGCUCCCAGCCCGAGCAGGAAGGGACCGCGCGUCCUCUGGCCAUGCCGACCUUCCUGUGGCGGCAAACCAGUGCAUUUUUGAGGCCCAAACUUGGAAAACAGUAUGAAGCUUCCUGCGUGUCUUUUGAACGAGUUUUAGUAGAGAACAAGCUGCAUGGUCUUUCUCCAGCCCUCUCUGAAGCCAUCCAGAGCAUUUCUCGUUGGGAACUGGUUCAAGCUGCCCUACCACAUGUACUCCAUUGCACAGCGACCUUGCUUUCUAACCGAAACAAGCUAGGACAUCAGGACAAGCUUGGAGUUGCAGAGACUAAGCUUCUACACACCCUCCAUUGGAUGCUAUUGGAAGCUCCUCAAGACUGCAGCAAUGACCGGUUUGGAGGAGAGAGAGGCUCCAGCUGGGGAGGGAGCAGUAGCGCCUUUAUUCAUCAGGUUGAAAACCAGGGAUCUCCAGGACACCCUCGGCGUGGCAGCACUAAUGAAGAGGAAGAGAAUAACCGAAGGAAGUUCUUUCAGAAUUCCAUGGCAACAGUGGAGCUCUUUGUGUUCCUGUUUGCGCCUCUGGUCCACAGGAUUAAAGAGUCUGACCUGACUUUUCGGCUGGCCAGUGGCCUUAUUAUUUGGCAGCCCAUGUGGGAGCACAGGCAGCCUGAGGUUUCUGCUUUCACCGCUUUGGUAAAGCCAAUCAGGAACAUUAUUACAGCCAAGAGAAGUUCUCCUACUAGCAAUCAGAGCCUGGCUUGUGAAUCCCCUAAUCUGGACACUGGACACACAGAGGGACUUCAGGUGGUGUGUGAAACAGCCCAGCCAGAUGCUGUGCCUCCCAGGGCCACUGUUUCAGGCUGUCAUCGGGGAAACUCCUUUGAUGGAAGUGUGUCAUCCCAAACAUCCCAAGACAGAGGACCUCCGCUUUCCAGGGUAUCAUUGGUGAUCCCACCUUGCCAAAAGUCUCGCUAUGCCACCUAUUUUGAUGUGGCAGUACUGCGCUGCCUGCUGCAGGCACACUGGUCUGAGGAGGGUACACAGUGGUCUCUGAUGUAUUAUCUACAAAGACUGAGACAUAUGCUGGAGGAGAAGCCAGAGAAGCCACCUGAGCCGGAGACCAUGCACCUGCCCAGGCCCCGCAGCAGUUCCAUGGUAGCAGCGGCACCCUCUCUGGUGAACACCCACAAAACUCAGGAUCUCACAAUGAAGUGCAAUGAGGAGGAAAAAUCACUAAGCACUGAGGCCUUUGCUAAGGUGUCACUCACCAACCUGCGCAGGCUAGCCGUGCCAGAUCUCUCCACAGACCUGGGAAUGAACAUCUUUAAGAAGUUUAAGAGUCGCAAAGAGGAUCGAGAGCGUGAGCGCAAGGGUUCUAUUCCUUUCCACCACACUGGAAAAAAACGGCAGCGAAGGAUGGGGGUGCCCUUUCUGCUCCACGAGGAUCAUUUGGAUGUGUCACCCACUCGCAGCACAUUCUCCUUUGGCAGCUUUUCUGGAAUUGGAGAGGACCGGCGCAGCAUUGAGAGAGGAGGAUGGCAAACUGCCAUACUAGGGAAGUUCACCAGACGGGGGAGCUCUGACACCGCUACAGAGAUGGAGAGCCUGAGUGCUAGACAUUCUCACUCUCAUCACACCCUGGUCACUGACUUGCCUGACCACUCAAACAGCCAUGCAGAGAAUACGGUCAAAGAAGUGCGAUCCCAGAUUUCUACCAUCACUGUGGCCACCUUCAACACCACCCUGGCCUCAUUCAACGUGGGCUACGCGGACUUCUUCAGCGAGCACAUGCGGAAGCUGUACAACCAGGUGCCCAUUCCAGAGAUGCCCCAUGAGCCGCUGGCCUGCGCCAAUCUCCCACGGAGUUUGACUGACUCCUGCAUCAAUUACAGCUGCCUGGAGGACACGGAUCACAUUGAUGGCACCAACAACUUCGUCCACAAGAACGGCAUGCUGGAUCUUUCGGUGGUUCUGAAAGCCGUUUACUUGGUCCUGAACCAUGACAUCAGCUCCCGGAUCUGUGAUGUGGCGUUGAACAUCGUCGAGUGCCUGCUGCAGCUUGGCGUGGUGCCGUGCGUGGAGAAAGUCAGAAGGAAGAGCGAGAACAAGGAAAAUGAAUCAGCAGAAAAGAGACCGAGUGAGGGAUCCUUCCAGCUCAAGGGGGCUGCUUUGGGAACUGGAGAUGAGGGAGGCGAAGAAAGUGGAGGAGGAGGAGGUGGUGGAGGAGGAGGUGGCGGAGCUGAUGGAGGUGGCGGAGGAGGAGGUGGAGGACCUUAUGAAAAGAAUGAUAAAAAUCAAGAAAAGGAUGAAAGCACUCCCAUAAGCACCCACAGGCUGGCACUGACGAUGCUGAUCAAAAUAGUGAAAUCACUGGGUUGUGCUUAUGGCUGCGGAGAAGGACACCGAGGGCUCUCUGGAGAUCGUCUGAGACACCAGGUAUUCCAGGAGAAUGCUCAGAAUUGCCUUACAAAGCUGUACAAGCUGGAUAAAAUGCAGUUCCGGCAGACCAUGAGGGACUACGUGAACAGGGAUUCCCUCAAUAAUGUAGUGGAUUUCCUUCACGCUUUGCUAGGAUUCUGCAUGGAGCCGGUCACUGACAACAAGGCUGGAUUUGGAAAUAACUUCACCACAGUGGACAACAAGUCUACAGCGCAAAGUGUGGAAGGUAUUGUUGUCAGCGCCAUGUUCAAGUCACUGAUCACACGCUGCGCUUCCACUACGCAUGAACUGCAUAGCGCUGAAAACCUGGGAUUAUACUGUGACAUCCGGCAAUUGGUCCAAUUUAUCAAGGAGGCUCAUGGGAAUAUUUUUAGAAGGGUGGCACUGAGCGCCCUUUUGGACAGUGCUGAAAAGUUAAUUCCGGGGAAGAAAACAGAUGAAACAACUGAGCAGGAUCUGAAGCCCCUGGGGAGCAAAAAAUCCGAGGUGGGAAGUGUUCUUAUUGAUAAAGGCCAGGCAUCAUCUGCCCCUGAUGAAUGUCGUAGUUACAUCUCCAGCCGUCCUCAGCAGACCCCAGAGCACGAUGAGCAAAUGCAAGGGGCGGUUCUGGGACGCAAAGACUUCUGGCGAAAGAUGUUCAAGUCGCAGAGUGCAGCAAGUGAUACCAGCAGCCAGUCAGAGCAGGACACAUCAGAGUGCACCACUGCUCACUCUGGAACAACCACUGACAGGCGCUCUCGCUCCCGCUCCCGACGGAUCUCGCUCCGAAAGAAACUCAAACUCCCCAUAGGUAAAUGGAACUGGCUGAAACGCUCUUCCCUCUCUGGGCUGGCGGACGGGGUGGAAGACCUCCUGGAUAUCAGCUCUGUAGACCGUCUGUCUUUCAUCAGGCAAAGUUCCAAGGUGAAAUUCACUAGUGCAGUGAAGCUGUCCGAAGGUGGACCAGGAGGUGGUCUGGAGAAUGGGCGAGAUGAAGAGGAGAAUUUCUUCAAGCGUCUUGGUAAAUGGCGCAUCUGCCGAAGAUACCCAUCCAAGCUUCAUCACACAGAAGAAAAAGAUGGUUGCCACAGUUUUGAUGAUCACUUGACCGCCAACCAGGAAGGUGGGAAAUCCAAGAACGUAGUGAACCUGGGAGCAAUCAGACAAGGCAUGAAACGCUUUCAGUUUCUCUUAAACUGCUGUGAGCCAGGCACUAUCCCCGAUGCCUCCAUCCUGGCAGCUGCCCUCGAUCUUGAAGCUCCCGUAGUGGCGAGAGCAGCCCUGUUUCUCGAAUGUGCUCGCUUCGUUCACCGCUGCAAUCGCGGCAACUGGCCAGAGUGGAUGAAGGGGCACCAUGUGAACAUCACUAAGAAAGGCCUAUCCCGUGGACGUUCUCCGAUAGUGGGGAACAAACGGAACCAGAAGUUGCAAUGGAGUGCAGCCAAACUCUUCUACCAGUGGGGAGAUGCAAUUGGCAUCCGACUCAACGAACUGUGCCACAGUGAGAGUGAAAGUCCGGCCAACCUGCUGGGCCUCAUUUAUGAUGAGGAGGCCAAGCGGAGACUGAGAAAGGAGGAUGAGGAGGAAGACUUUUUAGAUGACAGUAAGGAGACUCCCUUUACUACAAGAACCCCUGCUUGCACUGUGAACCCUACCAAAUGUUGUUGCCCUUUUGCUCUGAAGAUGGCAGCAUGCGAGCUUCUCUUGGAGAUCACCACCUUCCUUCGAGAGACCUUUCCUUACAUGCCCAGGCCUCGUACUGAGCCUCUCGUGGACCUGGAGAGCUGCAGGUUGCGUCUGGACCCUGAGCUGGACAGGCACAGGUAUGAGAGGAAGAUCAGCUUUGCUGGGAUUCUGGAUGAAAACGAAGAUUCAAAAGACUCCCUGCACAGCAGCAGCCACACGCUCAAAUCUGACACUGGCUGUGAAGAGAAGAAAGUUCUCAGCAGGAAGAUCAGGAUAGGAGGCUCCCGCUUGCUCCAGAUUAAAGGAACCCGCAGUUUCCGGGUGAAGAAGGGGGGUUCCCUGUCCAGCAUUCGCCGGGCCGGCAGCCUAAAGAGCACCAAGUUAUCACGGCAGGACUCAGAGUCUGAGAAUGAGGAGCUGCAGCUGUCCCACAGCAGGGACACUGUCACUGACAUAGAAGGGAGCCCUUGGAGUGCAAGUGAGCCCAGCAUUGAGCCUGAAGUGCUGAGUAACACAGGCACAGAGGAGAAUUACCAUCGGAACAUGUCGUGGCUUCAUGUCAUGAUCCUGUUGUGCAACCAGCAGAGUUUCAUAUGUACCCACAUUGAUUACUGCCACCCGCACUGCUACCUCCACCACAGCCGCUCGUGUGCUCGCCUGGUCCGAGCCAUCAAACUGCUGUAUGGUGACACUGUGGACUCACUCCGAGAAAACAAUGUACUGAACAAUGUGGCAAGAGGCAAAAAGCAGAAGGAGUGCUCGGACAAAUCAUGCCUGAGAACUCCAUCUCUGAAGAAGAGAGUAAUGGAUAUCAACUUGGAAGGAAAGAAGGACUCUGGAAUGUUGAAAUACAUUAGACACCAGGUAAUGAGCCUGUCCCCAGCGCCUUUGUCACUGUUAAUCAAGGCAGCUCCUAUCCUCACAGAGGAGAUGUAUGGGGACAUUCAGCCCGCAGCAUGGGAGCUGCUGCUCAGCGUGGAUGAGCACAUGGCUGGAGCAGCAGCUGCCAUGUUCCUGCUGUGUGCUGUGAAAGUGCCCGAGGCUGUUUCUGAUAUGCUGAUGUCCGAAUUUCAUCACCCUGAGACAGUGCAAAGACUGAACGCUGUUCUCAAGUUCCAUACCCUCUGGAGAUUUCGGUAUCAAGUCUGGCCUCGGAUGGAGGAGGGCGCUCAGCAGAUCUUUAAGAUUCCUCCUCCAAGUAUAAACUUCACUCUGCCCUCUCCAGUACUGGGAAUGCCCUCUGUGCCAAUGUUUGACCCCCCGUGGGUUCCACAGUGCAGUGGGAGCGUGCAGGACCCAAUUAAUGAGGACCAGUCUAAGUCAUUUUCAGCCCGGGCAGUGUCACGUUCCCAUCAGCGAGCAGAGCACAUCCUGAAGAACCUGCAGCAGGAGGAAGAAAAGAAGCGCCUAGGCCGGGAAGCCAGUCUUAUCACAGCCAUUCCCAUCACCCAGGAGGCCUGCUAUGAGCCCACCUGCACCCCAAACUCAGAGCAAGAAGAGGAAGUAGAAGAAGUCACCAACUUGGCAUCCCGCCGCCUCUCUGUGAGUCCCUCCUGCACCUCCAGUACUUCUCACAGGAACUAUUCCUUCCGUCGUGGCUCUGUCUGGUCAGUGGGUUCAGCCGUCAGUGCAGAAGAUGAGGAGCACACUACGGAGCACACUCCAAACCAUCAUGUGCCGCAGCCCCCGCAGGCAGUGUUCCCAGCAUGCAUCUGUGCAGCUGUGCUCCCCAUUGUUCACUUGAUGGAAGAUGGAGAAGUCCGAGAGGAUGGAGUAGCAGUGAGUGCUGUGGCCCAGCAGGUCUUAUGGAACUGUUUGAUUGAAGAUCCGUCUACAGUGCUACGGCAUUUUCUGGAGAAACUCACAAUAAGCAACCGACAGGAUGAGUUGAUGUACAUGCUGAGGAAGCUCCUACUGAACAUCGGAGACUUCCCUGCCCAGACGUCUCACAUCCUGUUUAACUACUUGGUGGGAUUGAUCAUGUACUUUGUGCGUACUCCAUGUGAAUGGGGCAUGGAUGCCAUUUCAGCUACACUGACCUUCCUGUGGGAAGUGGUGGGUUAUGUAGAGGGCCUUUUCUUCAAGGAUCUCAAACAGACUAUGAAAAAGGAGCAGUGUGAAGUAAAACUGCUGGUGACUGCCUCAAUGCCAGGCACAAAGACCCUUGUCGUGCAUGGACAGAACGAGUGUGACAUCCCAACCCAGUUACCAGUUCAUGAGGACACACAAUUUGAAGCUCUUCUGAAGGAGUGCUUGGAGUUUUUUAACAUACCUGAAACCCAGUCUGCUCAUUAUUUUUUAAUGGAUAAACGAUGGAACCUUAUUCAUUACAACAAGACCUACGUCCGGGAUAUUUAUCCUUUCCGGAGGUCAGUGUCUCCACAGCUCAAUCUGGUACACAUGCAUCCAGAAAAGGGUCAGGAACUCAUUCAGAAACAGGUGUUCACCCGCAAGCUGGAGGAGGUAGGACGGGUGCUGUUCCUCAUAUCACUGACCCAGAAAAUCCCUGUGGCCCACAAACAGUCCCAUGUGUCUAUGCUCCAAGAGGACCUUCUCCGCCUGCCUUCCUUCCCUCGGAGUGCCAUUGAUGCCGAAUUCUCCCUCUUCAGUGAUCCUCAAGCUGGGAAGGAACUCUUUGGCCUUGAUACCCUUCAGAAAAGCCUGUGGAUUAAGCUCCUGGAGGAGAUGUUUCUGGGCAUGCCCAGUGAAUUUCCCUGGGGGGAUGAGAUUAUGCUGUUCCUAAAUGUCUUCAACGGAGCCCUGAUCCUGCACCCAGAGGACAGUGCCUUGCUGAGGCAGUACGCUGCCACUGUCAUCAACACUGCUGUGCACUUCAACCAUCUCUUCUCUCUCAGUGGAUACCAGUGGAUCCUCCCCACCAUGCUGCAGGUGUAUGCUGACUAUGAAAGCAACCCACAGUUACGCCAAGCGAUUGAGUUUGCCUGCCGCCAGUUCUACAUUCUGCAUCGCAAACCCUUUGUUCUGCAACUGUUUGCCAGCGUGGCUCCUCUGCUUGAGUUCCCUGAUGCUACAAACAAUGGACCCAGCAAAGGAGUGUCAGCUCAGUGCCUGUUUGACCUGCUGCAGUCCCUAGAGGGAGAUACACCUGACAUUUUGGACAUCCUAGAGUUGGUGAAAGCAGAAAAGCCUCUCAAAUCAUUAGAUUUCUGCUAUGGGAAUGAGGAUCUGACCUUUUCUAUCAGUGAAGCCAUCAAGCUGUGUGUAACUGUGGUGGCAUAUGCUCCUGAAUCAUUUAGAAGCCUCCAGAUGCUGAUGGUCCUGGAAGCCCUGGUUCCCUGUUACCUGCAGAAACUGAAGAGGCAGACCUCACAAGUGGAGACGGUGCCAGCUGCUCGUGAGGAGAUUGCUGCUACUGCUGCUCUUGCCACUUCCCUACAGGCCCUCUUGUAUAGUGUGGAAGUUCUCACCAGGCCCAUGACUGCCCCUCAAAUGAGCAGGUGUGACCAAGGCCAUAAAGGAGCCACAACAGCCAACCAUACCAUGUCAGCUGGGGUGAAUACUAGGUACCCGGAUCAAGGAGCCAAACUGCACUUUAUCAGGGAAAACCUUCACUUGCUGGAGGAAGGCCAGGGUCUCCCCCGGGAGGAGCUGGAUGAGCGAAUUGCUAGGGAGGAGUUCAGGAGGCCCAGGGAGUCCCUACUGAAUAUCUGCACUGAGUUCUAUAAGCACUGUGGCCCUAGGCUGAAGAUAUUGCAGAACCUGGCUGGAGAGCCCAGGGUGACUUCCCUGGAGCUGCUGGAUGUUAAGUCUCACAUGAGGUUGGCAGAAAUUGCACAUUCCCUUCUGAAGCUGGCACCUUAUGAUACCCAGACGAUGGAAAGCCGUGGGCUCCGGCGCUACAUCAUGGAGAUGCUGCCCAUCACCGACUGGACAGCCGAGGCCGUGAGACCUGCCCUUAUCCUCAUCUUAAAGCGAUUGGAUCGUAUGUUCAAUAAAAUUCACAAGAUGCCUACUUUGAGGCGACAGGUUGAGUGGGAGCCUGCCAGCAAUUUGAUUGAAGGGGUUUGUUUGACACUUCAGAGGCAACCAAUCAUAUCCUUCCUGCCUCACCUUAGGUCACUGAUCAAUGUCUGUGUCAAUCUGGUGAUGGGAGUAGUAGGACCUUCCAGUGUUGCUGAUGGAUUACCCCUUCUUCAUCUCAGCCCUUAUCUCUCACCACCUCUGCCCUUCAGCACAGCUGUUGUCCGGCUUGUAGCAUUGCAGAUACAGGCUUUGAAAGAAGAUUUUCCCUUAAGCCAUGUGAUCUCCCCAUUCACCAAUCAGGAGAGAAGAGAAGGAAUGCUUUUAAACCUACUGAUUCCAUUUGUGCUCACAGUAGGAUCUGGAAGCAAAGACAGUCCCUGGCUGGAGCAGCCUGAAGUCUUUUUGCUGCUCCAGACUGUUAUUAACAUCCUCCUGCCACCUCGGAUCAUCAGCACUUCCCGCAGCAAGAACUUCAUGAUGGAGAGCUCCCCUGCGCACUGCUCCACCCCAGGGGAUACUGGGAAGGACCUGCGCAGGGAAGGACUCGCAGAGUCCACCAGCCAAGCAGCUUACUUGGCCCUGAAGGUGAUCCUCGUGUGCUUUGAGCGCCAACUUGGCAGCCAGUGGUACUGGCUGAGCCUGCAAGUCAAAGAGAUGGCCCUGCGCAAGGUGGGAGGGCUAGCCCUCUGGGACUUCCUGGAUUUUAUUGUUCGCACCCGGAUCCCUAUCUUUGUGCUUCUUCGGCCCUUCAUUCAGUGCAAGCUGCUGACCCAACCCGCAGAGAAUCACGAGGAGAUGACUGCCCGACAACAUAUCGCUGACCAGCUAGAGAGGCGCUUCAUACCACGCCCUCUGUGCAAGAGCUCCCUCAUCACAGAAUUCAACAGCGAGCUCAAGAUCCUGAAGGAGGCAGUGCACAGUGGGUCAGCCUACCAAGGGAAGACCUCCAUCAGCACUGUGGGCACUUCCACCUCCGCGUACCGCCUCAGCCUCGCUACCAUGUCCCGCUCCAACACAGGCACCGGCACCGUCUGGGAGCAGGACAGCGAGCCUUCCCAUCAGGCUUCGCAGGACACUCUGAGCCGCACGGAUGAGGAGGAUGAAGAAAAUGACUCAGUGAGCAUGCCCAGUGUGGUAAGUGAACAGGAAGCCUACAUUAUGGGUGCCAUUGGGAGGCGGCGGUUCUCCAGCCAUAUCUCCAGCAUGUCUGCACCUCAGGCUGAGGUGGGCAUGUUACCCAGCCAAAGGGUAGCAAGCGUGCAGAGUGAACCUGGACAACAGAAUCAUCUUCUUCAGCAACCACUAGGAAGGAAGAGAGGCCUCCGGCAGCUACGAAGACCUCUUCUCUCACGUCAGAAGACCCAAACUGAACCUCGUAGCUGUCACGGGGCUCAACUUUCAACUACUCAUCGAAGUAUACAGCCAAAAACAAAACCAAGUGUGGAUCAAAAGCGAUCAGUGACUUUCACGGAAACUCAGCCAGAGGCAACAACAUCUUUAGCAACAGAUGCCACACCGGUCCCAGCCCUGCAACCUAGCUGCAGCAGGAGCAGCCCUGCAGAAGUCAGCAAGCCAGAAGCUGUGACUAAACCUGUGCUGACCUCCUCACCUGCCACUGUUGUCGCUGAUCUCCAUAGCCAAACCACCAGCCAGAGUGAGGCGCUUCCCACUGAGAAGGAAAAAGAAACAGAGGAGCAAUUGGAGCCCCGGCCAGCACAAGCACAUAGUACCCCACCCACACAGCUCUCUGAUACGGAGGACUUUGCAGGCCUUGAGACAACCAGCUUACUGCAACAUGGAGACACUGUCCUUCACAUCAGCGAGGACAAUGGGAUGGAGAAUCCCCUCCUUACCAGCCACUUCAGCUUCACGCAUGUUGAGCUUGGUGAGACUGAUGUUGACUUAGAUGAGUCCCAUGUUUAAAUGUCGGGGAACUGCAUUAGCAUGGGAGGAGAGAGAAUGUAGAGUCUUGGCAGAGAAACUGUAUCUUCUCUAUAGAGUUUCUUGAUAACUAUUGAUGAACUAAUCAGAAAGAGCACUUUAUAGCCAGCAAGGGAAAAUAUCUAAUAACCUAUUUGCUAUAGACUGGCAAAUAUGUUUUAGAAAACAAGCUAAGCCUUUUUGGCAAAUCUAAUUUGGUUCAGGGCAGACUGCAAAGACCAGAAGAGAAUUCUAAAAAAUUUUGCAGCUACAUAUGUUUCCCAAAAUCUUGAUCUGCCAGGAAUCUACCGCAGUCUGCAGCUGCUCCAGUAAAAUGCAUUAGUUUAACAUAGUAGACUGAAAAAACCCGACCUUUUCGAGGUUAGCCACUUUAACACUGCCCCCACUGCAAAGUUUAUUUUUGUAAUUUCAGAAGGGUUAUGUAGUAUCUGAAUCAAAGACUCGCAUGACUGAAUAUUGACAGUCAAAAUGCUGACAAUGAAUAUGUUUUAAAUAAACAGGCCUGUGACUGUGUUUUCUAAUCCUCAAAGCAAUGGCACAUACCAUUGAAUGAUUAGAAAGAUAUUUUUUGGCACUGCAGACUUUAGCAGUGUUUACUUUUGUCUGCUGGUUUCAUUGCACUCUGUAAGAUAGUGCCCUAGUGCUAGAAAAAUAGUCAUUCUGUGUAAAACUGAAUACACUACAUACUACAGGAAAGAAUGCACAUGCUGUGCUCAAGGGGAGUGGUCUGUAGAUGACAUAAAUGGUACUGUCUGUCCUGCUUAAAUAUAUUAAGCAAUUUUAUGUAAAAAACACAGCUAGAAUGUGUGGACUUUCUAGUACAGGGCAACAACUUAAUUGAUGCAAAUAUCUACUUUGUAUGCACUUGGAAAUGUAUAUUUUAAGUAACGUAUAUAAUCCAUAUUUUCACAUUCCUGUGAACUAGGAAUGGAAAUGGCAGAGAAUAGACCUGAUGAAAGAAUAUAUUUUCUGCACACUGAGAUUGUAUUUAAAAAGGCGUCAUUCUAUGUGGGUAUAUGAAUAUGCACUAAUUAUGACUCUGCAUGUGUAGAUAUAAAUGCAUAAUAUUUACAUGUAUAUCAUGUCCCCUUUGGGAAUUGACUGAAAUCAUGGAUGAGUUACGAUCUGUGCUUCAGGAUCAUGGGAUUAAAUUGAAAUAGGACUUUAGUCAUUGACGUAUGGGAAAGCUGCAGAAUAGCUGUGAGGAUACUGUGAAAUUGCAAGCAACAUCCAUAUUUACGUGUGUGUUUGUGUGUUCACAUAAGACAUUUUCAACUAACCCUGGUAGAAUGAGAUAUUAGACCUUAUAAUUGUGGCAUUGUUAUACAUAGAAAAGUUAUUUUUGAUCACUUUUAAAGCUUUCUAAAAUGUAUUACUUACAAUAUUUUUGACCUUCAAUCUGGACUCAUGGUAUUAAGACAACAUGAUUGUAAAGUUAAAAUUAUAUGACCAAAAACAAAACAAAACCCACACCAAGCAAACAACACCCAAGAACACCACUAUAUAUUUUUAAAUAACUAUUUUUUUCUAAAAAUCAUUUUUCUGUAAAAUACUGGCAUACACAGCCUAUAUGCUGGUCUGGUGCAGUAUUACAAGUUUUACUGGCAUUAAUUUAGGAUCAACUCCAGUACUGACUGGUGGCUUCGGUAAUUUCAACCAAUCAAACCUUUAUACCUCACCAUCAUGUAUCCUCUCCAUAUACAUAUGAGUCAAUAGGAGCCUUGUGUGUGUACAUCAGAGUACAGAAAUGGGUCUUAUAUAUUAUUCGCUCGCUCGCUCUCUCUCUCUCUCUCUCUCUCACACACACACACACACACACGUAAAACGGACACCUUAGCAACAACAAAAUGUAUUCUUUUCUCAAGCUUGUCUAUUUAGGCCCCAGUCCAGAGGUGCUGAGCACUCUCUACUACUGUUGCCUUCAUUGAGAGUUAAAGGCACUUUGCACCUCAUACGAAGCGCCAGUCACCUUGCAAGAUUAAGCCCUUGCUGUACAGUGGGCAAUCUUAAAGUGGUUUGUGGUCAAAAAAGUGUCUAUGUAAAAAUGGCACCUUGCUUAGCACAGAUCAUGGGUAUUCUGAAUGACAGCUGCUUAUAUCGCUGACUUAAAUAUAUCUGACUACUUCUUACGUCUUUCAGCACUACAGAGCCUGCACUGGAUUCUUUCCUAGUGUUGGCAUCAUCAAAAGAAUUAAUUACGUCCUGCAUGUGGAAUUGCUAUUAUUAACGAUGACUCACAAAUCAGAAAGAACACCGCUUUGCUUUCAGACCCCAGUUUGGGUUAACUGGCAGUUGGAGGGGGAAAUAUUUUACUCAUAAACGAAGUAAAUUUGAUAUAGAAAUGACUGAGAGGAAAUACACAUGAACCCCCAUGUUGAAUUUUGUAGUCACUUUUUCACUAAUAAUAUACUUUAAAAGGAAGCAUUUACAUUAAUGUGAGAUAGAUGCCUUCCAUGAUAUUCUAAUCUAAUUAUAGAAAAAUAACUGUGAUUUACUACAAUAAAUUCAAUAUUUGUGAUAAAUAUUUCCAUGAAGGUUGCCCACUGUUACAAGCUGAAUCCAUCUUAGGAAGCCAUAGCAAGGACUAAAAAUGCCUCUUUUUGAAGUCCACCCUCUAACCAAACAAGUGCAGUGUAGAAAUGAAGAUUACCUUAUUCAGGUGGCCCAGGAAAGGGCUAUAAUUUCAUUAGGUAGUUAUUAAGAUAGGCUGAUCAGUCUGUAUACUUAUAAAUUUUACUUUCAUAUUUGUUGCACUUAAUAUUGUAUUAAUAAGGUGCAUAAACAUGUAAUUUAGCAGAGUUUGUGCAUUUUUCCAGUAUCUCUAUAAAGUGACUGGUAUAUUUCUGCUGUGAAGGAAAAUUAUGCUGCUUAAUUAGUGUUAGAGGCCUUAAGUGCAUGUCAAACGUCUAGCCCUUACAAAUGUCUGUCAGUGUUUGGUUCUGUUGUGUUGCCUCAAAGUUUUAAACUAAUUUGGAGUUGUCAAAAGGAUUAAAGAUAGAAAAGUCUGUUCACACUGAUCAUGUUCAACAAAUAGUAAUUAAAAGACAAGGAUCUGUUUAAUCCUAUUGUACAACAUUAGACAAGUCUCCCUUUUUAAAAAGCACUAUAUCCUGCUAUAUGAGAUUACUUUGCUCUGUUGCCAACAAAGUUAGUUAUAAUUUAAUAUGUUUAUCUGUCAUGUUUUAAUAUGUGCCUCGCUAGAACUUGCCAUACAUCCCCCUAGCCCCGCCUUUUAGAAAGGGGGGAUCAUUGUACUGGGAACUUUCGGUGUGAUCCACUUGUUGUGUGCAUUUGUGUCCUCUUAAUAUGAUCUUAACUGUGCUGAAUGUCUAGGUGUAUUUAUAUGUACAUGUACGUGCAUAAGAAUGUCACAGGAUGUAUUUGAAAUAAUACUAUUGCCUAGAUUUUUGAAGGAAAGAUAAUUGUGUUCCAGAAGGAAAACAUGAUGUAGGUUUGAAACUGACCUUAUCAAUUUGUUUGGAAGUUCAAAAAACAUCAAAACUAGAAACUCUUGUUGAGUUGAAACCCUAAAACCAAGUAUAGGUUUAUAAAUGGUGUAGUUCCCUCCCAAUCUCCAAAUAAGGGCAUUCUCUUUGAAAUUUGAACAAAUCUUAAGCUUUAACAAAGUGUUUUUUGACUUCCUAUUACCAAAGAAAUGUUUAGAGGGAAAGAAACAAAAUAUCGGAAAAGAAAACAAUUACAAUAGACCAACCUUCACAACCAAGUGGAUAUGUGAUUUAAAAUAUUAUCUCAGGGCAGUUAAAUAGGAUAUUACCUUCUCA
Molecule: messenger RNA, 13802 nt
Organism: Chelonoidis abingdonii (Abingdon island giant tortoise)
Lineage: Eukaryota; Metazoa; Chordata; Testudines; Testudinidae
Gene: UNC80
Product: unc-80 subunit of NALCN channel complex
Biological process (GO): monoatomic cation homeostasis
Cellular component (GO): cation channel complex; axon
Molecular function (GO): monoatomic cation channel activity
Source: RefSeq, a predicted model, not a curated record